Symbiodinium natans is the source of this 2226-nucleotide messenger RNA. Lineage: Eukaryota; Dinophyceae; Suessiales; Symbiodiniaceae. The record is from the annotation of a GenBank genome assembly.
AUGGCGCGGACGGCCUUUUUCGCAGCGCUCGCGCUGCUUGUGACAGCAGAGGAUGUCGAAGAGGACAUGAUCCGGGUGCCGCUGAAGAAGGAGAGGCGCAAUCUUCAAGAGCAAGCUCGAUCGGCGGAGUUGAGCGCGGCUCCCUGGGAGGAGCGCGAGGCAGCGCUUGGAACGUCAGGUGGCACCGCGCGGCUCACGCUGCGGAACCAGCUGAACGCGCAGUACGCAGGCGUGAUUGAAAUUGGCACACCGGGGCAGCCAAUCAAGGUUCUCUUUGAUACGGGUUCGUCGAACUUGUGGGUGCCCACCAGCUCUGGGCUUCAGUCCCAGCGUCUGCUUGGCUACCACUCCGGGUUUUCCUCCAAGAAGUCUUCUACGUUCCAGGAUGGUUCCCUGUCCUUCCACUUCGUGUACGGGUCAGGGGGCGUCUCCGGCCAGUUCUGCUCCGAUGACGUUUCCAUCGGCGGCCUGAAGAUGUCCAACUUCUCUUUCGCCCAAGUGGACGACGUCCGUGGGCUUGGCAGCAUGUACACCUCAGCCUUGUCGGUCUUUGACGGCAUUCUGGGUCUGGGCUUCGCCGACUUGGCGCACCGGGGAGUCCCCAGCGCCAUGCAGGCCCUUGUGGCAGGGCGUCGGCUCAAGGAGCCCGUUUUCAGCUUCUUCUUGGGCGAUGAUGAAGAUGGCCAACUGGUGCUGGGUGGCGUUGAUGAUCGUCACUUCCAGGGCCCAUUCCACUUCGUACCCGUCGUGUCCACCGCCUAUUGGCAGGCGCCUUUGGCGGCCGACUGCCGCGAUGUGGAGCUGGCCGGUGUGGAGGGCCAGGGGUCGCCGGCAGAUGAGCAACCGCAAUGCCAGCCCGCACCAGCGGUCCGUGCUGACUGGAGGAGGAGGAACAUCCGGGCCAACAUCGCGUUCCAAGCCCUGAUGUCCCUGGCGUGGGGAACGGCCAUGGGCCCGGUCUUCGACAAGUACCUGUUCCUCCUUGGGUCUGGGCUGGCCAAGGGGCCCCGCUUGAUCCCGGCCAUGCAUGCCAAUUCCCUUGUUGGAGUGGCUGAGAGCGUGUCCGGUCUCACCAGCCUCGUCGUUGCCAUCCCCGUCGGCUACAUCGUCGACCGCCAGCCGACCAAGCGUGCGUGGCUGGUUCGACGCUCCAGCGUCUUAGCCGUGCUGGCGGUGGUCACAGGCUUCGUUGCCGUCCUGACAGACGAGCUGCUCGUUCUGACGGUGAUGCUGGUGAGCUUCGGUGCAUUCAUGGAGCUGAGCUCCAGCGCAACAGAUGCCAUCUUUGCCGACAGCAUCCCGGCGGGCGAGCGGUCGGCGUACUACGUCACGAAGUCGGUCCUGACCACCAUCGGCAGCGCCUGCGGCCCGGGUAUCUCUGCGUUGGGGCUGGCACUCCUGGGCGACAAGUGGCAGCCCUACCAAAUCAAGAUCGUGAUCGCAGGCGGACUGCUGCUGUUUCUGCCCACCUUGCUGCCCCUCUUUCUCUUCGAGGAUCCCGUGCUGACGGAGCCUGCGAGCAGAGAGGCCGAGGCAGGUGUCGCUUCGGCCCAGUCAGAAGGAAGCACGCAAGCAUCGACGGCUGACGCUCAGGCCUCCAAUGGUUCUGGUGUGGAGGACACUCGCAGAUGCCUAUGCUUCCGAAGCAAGCACGUGCCGGUGCUACUUGCCUUGGCCGACUUUAUUACCUGCAUUGGCGCCGGGAUGACGGUGAAGUUCUUCAACCUCUUCUUCAUCCAAGACCAUCAGUUUUCGCCAGUCGCCAUCAGCUUGCUGCAGACGGCCUAUCCUUUGGUCAUUGCGCUCUUCAUGAAGUUCACGGAGCGGCUCGCGAAGCCUUUGGGCCGACCACAGGCCUCCCUGAGCUUCUUCAGUGCCAACGUCCUUUGCCUCUUCCUUCUCGGGGAGGUGAGUUGGCUUCCGCUUCUGCUCCUGCUCUUCAUGGUGCGAGGGGGCUUCGCAAACAGCACCUUCCCCAUCGACCGGUCAAUUCUGAUGGACUACACUCCAUCUACCCAGCGUGGCAUGUGGAACGCGAUCCAGAGUCUUACUUCCAUGACCUGGAGCGGGAGCGCUUUCUUAGGUGGACUGCUGUCGGAUUCCCAUGACUACAGGUACACCUUUGUCAUCACGAGCCUGAUCUACGCGACCGCCUGCGUCGUCUACGCGCCGCUCCUGUGGCUCGUGCCCCGGAAGGAGAAGGCUGCGGCAAGCAUCCGCACCUGA